CCUGAGUGUCUGGUGAUGAGUUACGACAAAGAAGUGAGGGCCACUGUGACCCUUUUGGGUGGCGGUAUGGCCACAAUGGCUGGCGGUCCUUUGGGUCCGCCCAUAGGCAUCCCUUCAGGCCAGGAGCAGGUGAAGAGAAGGGUGUCCAACCGAUCGAAAACGUUCGCCAAAAAAGACGAGAAGAGGAACAGCGCUCUCGGAUUUUUCAGUUUGUUCAAUCGCAAAACGAGCGAUAAAACGCGAUCGGCUAUUUUCCAUUCGGACGAUUCGUUGGACGGCGAUAGGCAGUCGAUCACGUCAUCGAAUCCAUCGCUCGCAUCGCCCACUGUUCCGUUGCCCUACCCGCUACAUCCGCUGGGGUGCAAGUCGGUCUCGUCCAGCGCCCUGCUCUUGCCUCAUUCGCCCGUGGCCUCGGCCGACGUUGUCUACGCAACGGAAUUAUCUUUGGCCGAAGAAGUGCACGGCACGGCCGGCAUGGAAGACGAGCAAGCUCCGCCCUAUUACGACGAUAACGAUGUCAACGACUCGAACGACGUUGCGACGGACGAUUCGCAUUCGUCUUCGCCGGAAUUCUCGCCGCGACAGUAUUCGCUGAUCCGGCGUCAGUGCAUCCGCCGCAAAGAGACCGGCUCCGGCAGAUCGCAGGGCAAACAGCGCAGGUUCACCCAUUCCGGAAUCACAUCCAAUCAACCCGGACAGGUCCCGUCGUCUGAUUGCACCUCAUUUCCAAUGGCUGUGCCAAACAAGUUCGCUCGCGGUCUUUCGACUCCCGUUACGUCAUCCGGAGCGGAAACCUCAUCCGAUUGCGACGACGAUAGCUCGACAAUCGUAUCAAACGGCUCUAUGACGGAUGUGGUAGACCAAGACCAACUACCGACGUUGAUUGUCGAGAUUAAGGCGAUUUCGGCACCUUGCCCCAUCCACCGGAACAUGAGCCAGAAGCACUGCGCCAUCUGCAAGUGUCCGCGUGAUGUCCACGACGUCACCCACAAGGAGUCGGUCAACGUGCACGAUCGGUUGGGAUUGAACAAGGAAGGAGAGGAGGAGCACCAUCGGCACCAUCAUCAACAGCACCCGCAGCUGCCCGUCAGCAGCAGCAGGGUCAUGCCGUUGAAUAAGGGUGCCCGGCCGACGUCGUCCGACGUCUAUUCAUGGAUACCGGCCGGACUCGGUCCUGAUCAAAUCGACGGUUUUAUGACUUGCUGGCCCAAAGACAAAGUGCCCAAGAGAAACUCACAGGGUGACCGAUGGCGUGAGCACCAGCUGGCGUUUCAACUGCCCAGGCAAGAUUUGGCAUUGGCCUAUUGCCGUUACGUCGAGCCGCAGAAUCACGCAUCUUAUCAGGAUUUCGUGGCUGCCCGCAACGACAUUGCGCUCGACAUCGCUUACGUUAAAGAGACCAGCACACGUGCCCUGAAGUGUUAUGGUUGUGACGGCAACAUUCCGGCCGGCUCGUUCGGCGUACUGGCCCCUAAGUUUGGUGAAAACGUGGCCUGGCAUCCGGCCUGCUUCCAGUGUACCACAUGUGCCGAACUGCUGGUUGACUUGACCUACUGCGUUCACGAGGAGCAGCUCUACUGCGAACGACAUUACGCUGAACAGCUCAAGCCACGCUGUUCCGCCUGCGAUGAGUUGAUUUUUAGCGGAGAAUACACGAAAGCCAUGUCGAAGGAUUGGCAUUUGGGCCACUUCAGUUGCUGGCAAUGCGACGAGUCGCUGACUGGGCAGCGUUACGUUCUGCGCGACGAACAUCCGUACUGCGUCAAGUGCUACGAGACCGUCUUCGCCAACAACUGUGACGAUUGCAAUCGAGUCAUCGGCAUUGAUUCGAAGGAUUUGUCGUACAAGGAUCGUCAUUGGCACGAAGCCUGCUUCUUGUGCAACAAGUGCCGCCUGUCGCUGGUCGACAAGCAGUUCGGCUCCAAGGCCGACAAGAUCUUUUGCGGCCCGUGCUACGACUCGAUGUACGCCACUCGCUGCGACGGAUGUGGCGAAAUCUUCCGCGCCGGAACCAAAAAAAUGGAAUACAAGAGUCGACAGUGGCACGAGAAGUGCUUCAGCUGCUUCGUGUGCAAGACGCCGAUCGGCACCAAGUCGUUCAUCCCGCGCGAACAAGAUAUCUACUGUUCCGGGUGUUACGAGGAAAAAUUCGCAACUCGCUGCGUCAAAUGCACCAAGAUCAUCACGACUGGCGGUGUGACUUACAAGAACGAUCCCUGGCAUCGUGAAUGCUUUACGUGCACUCACUGCGACAAGUCUUUGGCCGGCCAGCGGUUCACUUCCAAGGAUGAGAAACCCUAUUGCGCUGAAUGUUUCGGAGAACUGUUCGCUAAGCGUUGCACUGCUUGCACCAAGCCCAUUACCGGUAUUGGCGGCACACGAUUUAUCUCUUUCGAGGACCGCCAUUGGCAUAAUGAUUGCUUCCAAUGCGCUAGCUGCAACGUGACGCUGGUCGGAAAAGGAUUCAUCACCGAUGGCGCCGAUAUUCUCUGUCCCGAAUGCGCUAAACAGCGUGUUCUUUAAAUGAUGAACAAAAGUUGUUUGUUUCUUUUUGUUUUUGUUUUUUUUUUCUUCAUUUUUCGCAGCAGUAGUUCCUGGAGGGUGGGGAGGUGAAAAGAAAAAAAAUUUGAAACUCUCUAAUAAUCGUUUUUCAUUGGACCGGUGACCUAAAAGAGAAAAAAAAAAGGGCGAGGGAAAGAAGGAAUGACAUAAGUUAACGUAAUAAUAAAGAAACAUUUGUGAGCGUAUUGUAAAAGCGUUGGUGAACCGCAGGAGCACGAAACAGUUUACGUUUGUUUGUUUGGGUUGGUUUCUCCAUUUUGUUAAUUGAUGCGUUAUUUAAAACAGUGUGGAAAAGCUGGCGAUAAUACUAUUGGUGAUGAUGAUGUAAUCCCUCUCUUCCCUGCCGAGGAAUGUGCCAAGAAUUUGUUUUCUUUUUUUUUUUUUUUUUUUACAUAUUCUUAUAUACUCUUAAACUCUUUCUUGCAGAUCGGGGUAGUCUUUCUCUUUGCCAAGAAGAAUGUAGGCUUGGAUUGAUAGCUUUUAUCAAACACACACACACAAACACGUUUUUGGUUCUGUUUUUUUUUUUACUAAUCGUUUCGGUUGUUAUUUUUCCGCCCUCUCUUCGACUGUUGUUUUGACACAAGAAGAGUUUUGCUUUUUAUAAUUUUUUUCCCCAGUUUAAUAUUAUUUUGUUCUUUCCAGCCAUAAAUAAUCAACAGUUUAUUUGCUCUGCAGUGAUUGAAUCGUUAUCUUUGACUUGUGCCUUUUUCAACUUUCCCACUCCGGACAUCAGAAACAAAUCCGCUGGCGUGAAUCCACCAUUAGGUGUUUGGCCCAUCGUGCACCUUUUUUUUUUUUUUUAUUUCUGCCAUUUCUGACGACAAUAAUCAGCAUUUAUUUACGAUUAAGUAUUCUAUCCCAACAUGAUAUGCUCCUCCGUCGAAUCGCCUCUCCCUUCCCCUUUCCUUCUUUGUGAGUGUUGCUGCACAUAGACUAAGAAACGUGUUGAUGAUGAAAAUAAUAAUUAUAACAAAGCAAAAAGGAUGUUUAACAAAUACAAAAUAAGCAAAUUA
Daphnia magna is the source of this 3578-nucleotide messenger RNA. RefSeq lists its product as uncharacterized. Gene Ontology annotation, cellular component: Z disc; nucleus. The transcript is spliced from 10 exons. NCBI's taxonomy places the organism in Eukaryota, Metazoa, Arthropoda, Branchiopoda, Diplostraca, Daphniidae. Bases 16 to 2523 code for a protein of 835 amino acids. The record is from RefSeq and is a predicted model, not a curated record. Gene Ontology annotation, molecular function: transcription coregulator activity; zinc ion binding.